Molecule: messenger RNA, 2662 nt
Organism: Acipenser ruthenus (sterlet)
Lineage: Eukaryota; Metazoa; Chordata; Actinopteri; Acipenseriformes; Acipenseridae
Product: G1/S-specific cyclin-E2-like
Exons: 12
Coding region: 165-1349 (394 amino acids)
Biological process (GO): regulation of cyclin-dependent protein serine/threonine kinase activity; G1/S transition of mitotic cell cycle
Cellular component (GO): cyclin E1-CDK2 complex; cyclin E2-CDK2 complex; centrosome
Molecular function (GO): cyclin-dependent protein serine/threonine kinase regulator activity
Source: RefSeq, a predicted model, not a curated record
AUAAUUUUGAAAAGCAGUACAUAUUUGCCGCAGUAUCUAUGGCACACAUGCGCACUAGAUGUAUAUCGGCGGGAUGGAUAUAAGGCUUGGCGCCGGCGCCAGCUGAUGUACACUUACUAUUCAUCAGCCAGACCUUCUGAAGCUUACGUCUGUCAACUACGAGGAUGUCAAGGCGCAGUGGCCGUUUACAAGCUAAAAUUGAAAACACGUGCCCUCAGAAAGACCAAAAUGCAAGAAAAAGAAAGUUAGAGGGAUGCAGCAGGAGAAAGCUAGAAACACACGUCUCCAAAAAGCACAGCUAUGAGAUACAGAAUCUCUGGGCACCCGGAGGUGGAAUCAGCCCCUGCAUGCUCAUUGAAACUCCCCAUAAAGAAAUGGAGGUCACAGACUUCUCCGGGUUCACAAAGUACAGAUUCAAAAACCUUUUUAUAAAGCCUUCCCCACUACCAUGCCUUAGCUGGGGGAAUUCAGAUGAUGUGUGGGUAAAAAUGCUCAACAAGGAAUUGAAGUAUGUCCAUGACAAAAACUUCUUGUGCCAGCACUCAAAGCUGCAGCCAAAAAUGAGGGCGAUUCUUCUCGACUGGCUCCUAGAGGUAUGUGAGGUGUACACACUUCAUCGAGAAACCUUUUACCUGGCUCAGGACUUCUUUGACAGAUUUAUGCUGACUCAAGAGAAUAUCAACAAGAACAGGCUACAGCUCAUAGGAAUUACCUCACUCUUCAUUGCUUGCAAAAUAGAGGAAAUCUACCCUCCAAAACUGCAUGAGUUAGCCUAUAUCACAGAUGGUGCCUGUGCAGAGGAAGAAAUCCUAGACAUGGAGUUAAUUGUAUUAAAGGCAUUGAACUGGGACCUCUGUCCGGAGACUGUCAUCUCUUGGUUGAAACUCUACAUUCAAAUGGCCUCUUUAAAAGAAGACCCAAAUAUUUUACUACCUCAGUUUUCUCAGGACACUUUUAUACAGGUAGCACAGCUUUUAGAUGUAUGCAUCCUUGAUAUCAACUCAUUAGAUUACCAGUAUGGAGUAUUGGCGGCUGCUGCAUUUUUUCACUAUACCUCAUUAGAAGUGGUUCAGAAAGUAUCAGGGUUAAAUUGGGACUCCAUUUCAAACUGUGUGAACUGGAUGGCUCCUUUUGCUAAGACUGUAACAGAAAGCUCUCCUGCUAAGUUGAAAGAUUUCCAGAAAAUCUCUACAGAGGACAGACACAAUAUCCAAACCCACACCAAUUACCUGGACAUACUGAAUGAAGCUCACCAGAAGCAGGCAGAAACUCCUACUAUGGGACGGUUAUCACCGGCAUCAGUGGGAGGCAUCUUGACACCACCAAAAAGCACAGAAAAGCCACUUUGAAUCUUAUAUACUAACCAUCCAGCACACGUGUGGACCAAAAUAAAUAAUACAGUUUCAGAAUAAAUGAAUUUAUAUAUAUAUAUAUAUAUAUAGAAUGGUCCAUAAAGUAUUACAGUUUCUGUACCAAAAAGGCUUAGAGGUAUACAUUAUGCCCUACCGCAAUAUUUCAGCAGGUUUGUGGCCAGUAACAAUGUAUUAUGCCUUGAACAGUGUGUUGCUCUACAUCCUUGAAUAAGGUACAACACACAUGCACAACAUUCAACAGGUUGCACAAUGCUUUGAAAUCUACAGACUUUAUUGUUUGUCUCAAAAAAAUUGAAUUUUACAUGAGCCAGAUCUAGGGAAUGUUUACAUAAUAUUCUUGUGAAUUAAUGUAACUCCUGGGAAACUUGAUAAGAUUUUAUUUUUGUAAUUGUGGGAAGUAUUUUUGAGCUUAAUGACAAAAUCCUAUAUUUAUACAACUUGUAGUAGAUGCUGUGAUACAAUUUCAUUCCAGGUUAUUGUGUUUUUUUAUGUUUGUUUUUUUUGUAAAUAUGUGUUGGGCUCUUUUAUAUACAAAUGUUUAUUUGUAAAAAAAAUAAUAAAAAAAAUAUCAGUAACUAUGAAUUUACCCCUCUCCCCUAAAUACCCUUAACUUAACCUCAUUGCCAAAGGCAAGUAUUUAAUAAUUAAAAGUAUGUCAAUAGUUAUUUAUAUUUCAGGCUUCUUAUGAUAUCCUGCAGCUACCCCCCAUAGAAGAGUUCAGUUGGAGGAUAAAAUGUUUGCUUUCCUUCUCAAAAGUUACAUUACUUAGUAAAUGGCCUUCUGUCCCAUCUGGGCCAGUAGUUCCUCACAAUUCAAGGCUGAAUUUGGAUAUCCGCUAUAGUUGGCAUCUAAACCUCAAGAUUGAAUGAUGCAGAGCAUCAGUAACUAGCAGACUAGUUACUUUCUUAGCUUUGUCAGGCUGUGAUACUACAUGGUUUAUACACUAGGAGAGGGGUAGGCAACCCUGUUCCUGGAGUGCCACAAUCCUGCAGGUUUUGUAGGUAUCUUAAUUGGCAAUUGCUAAAUACCUGGAACACAUGGUAAUUCUAACCAAAUAAGCAAAUCAAUAAAACAAUUAAUUUAUUAAUGGGGCUUGGGUAAAACAAAAAACAGAAGUGUCUGUGGCAUUCCAGGACUAGAGAUGCCUACCCCUGCACUAGGACAUGUUUCAGAUUUGAAAAUUUGUAAAUAUGUACUUUGUAAAAAUGUAAAUUAACAAUAGCAGUGUGUUUGUUUUAAUGUUUAUUUUUUAACAUAACAAAUAAAAAAUGCUGGGAUUUUUUGUUUUA